Messenger RNA from Phaeoacremonium minimum UCRPA7, 336 nucleotides. RefSeq lists its product as hypothetical. The coding region runs from base 1 to 336 and encodes 111 amino acids. The record is from RefSeq and is a predicted model, not a curated record. Lineage: Eukaryota; Fungi; Ascomycota; Sordariomycetes; Togniniales; Togniniaceae. The transcript has 2 exons.
AUGAGCCGGGACGGGGACGGGCCGUGGGUCGUGGCGGACGAUGCGAUGGCCAUCAUCAGUGCCCAUGUCUUUGUCAUUGCAGCGACCAACGUGUUCGUCCGCGUCAUGGACUUCGAAUUUUGUGACGAGUUUGCAGAGUUCAUUAAUGGGACGGAUGAAAAACAACGACACUUGGUCAAGAAGAAGGCCGAAGAGCGGAAACACCUGGUCAGUCUGAAGAAGACAGAUUGGUUCAACCUAGAAGAGGCGAAGGGACGCGAGGGCCUGGCCUGCACUCUUGUAACCCUGCUGCAUUGGAAAUUAUCUAAGGGAGACAUAAGAAACGUCCUGUAUUGA